GAGCCGCCAGCAACCGUGACUCUGGUCCUCGGGUCUCUCCUUAUUCUUCGCUGCGGUCGUCGUUGGAUUGCUUCUCCGCUCCGCUCCGCCAUCGUGCUUCGCGUUAGCAUCGCAGCAGCGCCAAUGGCGGAGGUCCGAGCCCGAUCUCCAGGGAAGAUCAUUAUCUCCGGCGAGCACGCCGUCGUCCACGGCUCCACCGCCGUCGCCGCCGCCGUCGACCUCCACACCCACGUGUCGAUCCGCCCCGAUUCCCCGCGGCUUCCAGGCCAUGCUGAUGGAUCGGUGUGUUUAGAGCUUAAAGAUAUGAACUUGGUUUUUUCUUGGACGCUCUCGCGAUUAAGGACGAGUCUGGGGGAUUCUUUUAGUGUUUCUUCAUCGCCGGUCUCAUGCACGGAUGAACGAAUGAAACUGAUUGCAGCCCUAGUUGAAGAACAAAGCAUUCCUGAAGCAAAGAUGUCGCUUGCUUCUGGGAUUUCAGCCUUCCUUCAUCUCUACACCUCGAUCCACGGUUACAAACCAGGAAAAGUGGUUGUCUUCUCUGAUCUUCCACUUGGCUCGGGCAUGGGUUCAUCUGCAUCAUACUGUGUUUCACUUGCAGCAGCUCUGCUUGCUUUGUCUAAUGCCAUUAUGAUCGAUAAUUCACAAGGUGGAUGGCUGAAAUUGUGCAAUGAUGAUCUUGAACUAGUGAAUAAAUGGGCAUUCGAAGGUGAAAAAAUUAUCCAUGGGAAGCCAUCUGGCAUUGAUAACACCGUGAGCACAUUCGGUAGCAUGAUUCAGUUUAAGUUGGGUGAAGUGACUCGCAUUAAAUCUAGUUCUCCCCUAAGAAUGCUCAUCACAAAUACAAAGGUUGGGAGGAACACAAAAGCACUGGUGGCCGGUGUAUCUGAAAGAACCUCGAGGCAUCAGGAUGCUAUGGCUUCUGUGUUUGCUGCAGUUGACUCUAUCAGCAAGGAACUAUCAGCCAUAAUACAGUCAGCUGUUCCUGAUGACAUUUCAAUUACUGAAAGAGAAGAGAAAAUAAAGGAACUAAUGGAAAUGAACCAGGGUUUACUGCAAUGCAUGGGGGUAAGCCAUGCUUCUAUAGAAACUGUGAUUCGGACAACACUAAAGUAUAAACUAGCAUCCAAGCUGACUGGAGCUGGUGGCGGCGGCUGUGUUUUGACUCUGCUGCCUACAUCUCUUUCUUCCUCAGUUCUAGACAAGGUCAUUGCAGAGCUCGAGUCGUGCGGGUUUCAGUGCUUGAGAGCUGAGGUUGGCGGGGAAGGUUUGGAGAUAUGCUUCAGCUAACAAUGCCGAUCCUCUUCAUAACCACCCUACUUGAAGUAAUCUAUUCUUCAGAGAGAAACUCUCAUGUUGCUAGGUAGGAUGGUUUCUUUGUGCUUUUUUUACUCGUGUCUGAUCAAUAAGAACCAUGUUUAAGUUUUUGUUACCAAGGAAAUUCAACAGUUGAUGAAAUGCAAUCCCUGAGGAGAUUUUGUCUUUCAGAUAAACUAAAGAAACAUGUCUCUAACUAAAUGAGCAUUGUUCCAAACAAUUCAGUAUGAAACUUAAUUCAAUUAGCAAUUUAUA
Molecule: messenger RNA, 1569 nt
Organism: Zingiber officinale
Lineage: Eukaryota; Viridiplantae; Streptophyta; Magnoliopsida; Zingiberales; Zingiberaceae
Product: mevalonate kinase-like
Exons: 5
Coding region: 124-1287 (387 amino acids)
Biological process (GO): isoprenoid biosynthetic process
Cellular component (GO): cytoplasm
Molecular function (GO): ATP binding; mevalonate kinase activity
Source: RefSeq, a predicted model, not a curated record